CAGCAUCAGGCCAGGAGUCCCGGCGAUGGGAAGCUCCUGGCCCACGCGUCCAACACUGCCAUAAAACCGUCACCUGGUCAUCAUUCUCUACCACGAAAGAAAACGCCGUCUGAAUCUAGAAACUCGUCGACCCAACAGUUCCAGCGUGCCCAGUCUCUGAGACGCAGCUGCUUGUCACCAACGCAGUACCAUCAUCAACAACACCAUCAGCACCGUCAGCAGGAGAGUUCUCUACACUUUGAGUACUUCGUGCCUAGAAGCGUGAGCGAGUUCAACCUGGCGGCAGCGGCAGUUACGGACAUGGCUGUGCCACCGCCGCCUCCUUCGUCGGUUCUCCGACCCUCAACGGCUAUAACGCCGCCGAUUGCUUCCGCGUCGAAUUCAGCAUCGUCGUCGAAUCAACCGCGGUUAUUAGAAUGCUCUGGGACCGCGACCAGGAGUCGCGAGAAGAUGGUCACCUUCGAGGACGAGGGUGUAACCUGCGCCACCUCCACGCCCACCAGGAAGAACGUUUCCGGGCUGGAGAACGUUUUCAUGUGACGCUGUAAUCACGAGUGAUUUUGUGAGGAAGGGAGGACAGGAAAAGGGAAUGUCACGUUGAGUGAAGUGUUUCCGCGUUUCAACUGUAUCGAGGGAAAGGGAUGGCUAGGUUUUCUCAUGGGAGUUAUUUUGAAUAUUACGCAGGCGUACGAGGAACGAGUGUGACGAUGAUGACGAUGAAAGGAAGCAAUUUAAGAUUAGAAUGGAACGAAGGAAUUAUAUAGCAAUACUGUUGUAUGUUUUUCCUACGUGCGAUUUACAGAAAGGCAAAUGAUUGUGAAACUGGGCAUAAUUCGUGAAUAAUUAUAAUUACGUAGUACUCUUUCGCUGUAUUGUGAGAAAAGAAGAGAGUACAAAUCGCAUGGAAUGACAGUUUCUGGAAAAUAAUCUUAGAAAUAUGAGAUGACGAUGACAUGGGAUGUUCGUAUAUAGAUUAUCCAGGCUCUAAAGACACGAACUUCGAGCAACGAAGGUGUCGAAAAUGAAAAUCCACGAAUUCUGAGGAUUUUUAAGGGCGACUCGCCGUCACGAAAGACACUAGAUUUCUACCGUUUACAUUAUAACUAUUGUUAUCAUAAUAAUACUAUUUAACGCUCUUAUCAGCUGCUGAUAUUCUUCUUCUUACCAUUAUCGUUGUAAGGUUACUCGAGACGGGCGGAUUUUCUUCGUACGAGUUGUGUGAAUUAUCGAAAUGUACAUACACUGCGUCGUCUCUUUCUCCUAAGAACGUGUUUUCCCCUUCAUGAAGAGAAAUACGAAGAAGACAAUCGAAAAUAAAUAAUCAUCCGCACGAGAAAACUGAAAUUUAAUGGAAAUUGAAUUUAACUUCUUUCGUGAAUAAAUCAACAGUCACGUGAUAAUUUAAGUAAUUUUCGAUGAAUAUUCUCAUAUUUAGUGGAAUAUUUUACUUACCCUAUUUGUGUGAUGAACAUAAAGUGUUCUAGGAGAAAGAGAUAAUGCGAGAAACGAAAGAAAGACACAGCCUUAAAAAAAAGAAAAAAAAAGAAAUACGUCUAACCAGACGGUUCAAUUAAUUAUUGUUGCAAAAAGACAGAUAAAAUAUAAAAUAUAGAAAAAAAAAGACGUGCACAAUUACGAGACGAUCUGUCCUAGUAUAACUUUUAAGGAGACUCGUUUUAAUCAAACGUCGAACACCGCUUAAUUUUAAUACAAAGUCGAUAAGCAAAUGUACGAAUAAAACUAUCAUGUAAGUGAAUGGUUAAACGGUGAAAUUUAUCAGGAAAAAUGAGACUAAAGAGUGAAAUAUUUCGAAGGAACAAUUAUCAAUAUCACAGUGAACCAAGUCCAGUCUGGCAGAUUUCCAUGGUUUUCCAUGAUGAAACGACGGCGUGAUGGGUUUCCUCUGGCUUGCCAGGCUGGAUCAAGCUUCAACAAGUGUUCAGAUAUACAGUUUGUACACGUGUUUCUUUCUUGAAAUUCACUGAGUUUUCAUUAAAGAGGGACAAAGUAAAAGUAUCGAACAAUCUCAA
This is a messenger RNA of Frieseomelitta varia, 2030 nucleotides long. RefSeq lists its product as uncharacterized. The transcript has a single exon. The annotation marks the transcript as partial. Lineage: Eukaryota; Metazoa; Arthropoda; Insecta; Hymenoptera; Apidae. The record is from RefSeq and is a predicted model, not a curated record.